Messenger RNA from Closterium sp. Naga37s-1, 422 nucleotides. The record is from the annotation of a GenBank genome assembly. NCBI's taxonomy places the organism in Eukaryota, Viridiplantae, Streptophyta, Zygnematophyceae, Desmidiales, Closteriaceae.
AGAGGCAAUCCCGUGCUCUCUCACAUCAGGAACGUGAGGUGGGCCUUCGGGGAAAUCACGCCCGACUAUCUCCUCUCCCCCUCCUCCUGCGCCCUCUUCCUCUCCCUCCGAUACCACUUACUCCACCCAGACUACCUCUAUUUCCGAAUCAGGUAAGUGUUAGUCAGGGGUAUGGGUUUGGGUAUGGGUUUGGAGAGAUCACGCCAGACUAUCUCCUCUCCCCCUCCUCCUGCGCCCUCUUCCUCUCGCUCCGAUACCACCUGCUUCACCCAGACUACCUCUAUUUUCGAAUCAGGGAGCUGCAGAAGAGCUUCCGCCUGCGAAUCGUGCUGUGCCACGUGGACGUUGAUGACGUCACCAAGCCCUUGCAUGAUAUCACCGAGACAGCAGGGUCACAUGGAUCAUUUGGGAAGGAGGGGAUG